Colletotrichum higginsianum IMI 349063 is the source of this 1020-nucleotide messenger RNA. Its product is annotated as Serine-threonine rich. NCBI's taxonomy places the organism in Eukaryota, Fungi, Ascomycota, Sordariomycetes, Glomerellales, Glomerellaceae. Bases 1 to 1020 code for a protein of 339 amino acids. The transcript is spliced from 3 exons. The record is from RefSeq and is a predicted model, not a curated record.
AUGAAGUUCUCCGCCGUAUUAGCACUCUCCGCCGCCGUCAUGGCCGCGGCCAAGUCGGUCCGCAGCCACUAUCCGGUCCGCCGCGAUGGUCACAAGAAGGGCGGAUCCUCUGGUCAACAAUCGGGUCUCCCCUCAGGAAUGGCUGGAUAUGGUGUCUCCAACACUCAGAUUACCGAGAUCAUCAUCAUCUGGGCGAACCCCGGUGCCGGUGCUCCCACCAUCAACAUCAACCCGCCCGCUGGCGGUGCCGCCGCUCCUCCCCCGGCUGCCCCCCCCGCCAACCCAGCCGCGCCUCCCGCUGCUCCCCCGGCUGCUCCUCCUGCUGCCCCGGCCACCCACCACGUUACUGUCGGUGGGCCCGCUGGUCUCGUCUUCGUUCCCGAUCAGGUCAAGGCCAACGUGGGCGACAUGGUUGUUUUCACCUUCAUGAGCCAGAACCACACCGUCACGCAGUCCGCUUUCAAGACCCCCUGCGACCCCCUUGCCGGCGGCAUGAACUCCGGGUUCAUGGCCAACCCCAACAACUCCGUCACCCCGCCUCCCCAGGUCGCCAUGCAAGUCAUGGUCUCGGAGCCUUUGUGGUUCUACUGCGCCCAGGCCAACCACUGCGGAAAGGGCAUGACCUUCUCCAUCAACCCUACCGCCGAGAAGACCCAGGCCCUCUUCCAGUCCAUGGCCAUUCAGCAGAAGGGCAAAGGCGCUGGAGGUGCCAUCACCGGAGGCACCCCUCCCGCUGCUCCCCCGGCUGCUCCUCCGGCCGCUCCCCCUGCUGCCCCCCCUGCUGAGGCUCCUCCCUCUGCGCCCCCUGCCGAGGCUCCUCCGGCCGCGAACCCUGCCGCUCCUCCCGCCUCUCCCGGCGCCGGUGAUAUCCAGAAAGGCACCGGUCAGAUGAACGGCAACGGUGCCUGCGUGUGUGCCGUUACCUGCAGCGUUGGCUCGUUCCCCGCCAUGGGCGCACAGGGCGUCGGAUCUUUCGGCGGCAUGGCAGGCUCUCUCCCAAUGAACAUGAUGGAGGCAUAA